CUUCUUCGGAGGCAGCGGUAUGGACUGCGUACAUCUUACCCUCCCUAGAUUCCACUUUGUGGGAAUUCACUGGGUUUGUUGUUGUUGUUGUUGUUUUAUUUCUUAUGAAAUAAUCCCAUUUAAGUUAUAUUUCAUAAUUUUUUAAAAAAGUACACCCAGAUUCUAAACAUUUAUUGCAAAAAGUAUGGCCAAACACAACUACUACUUCGAAAUUUCAAAUAACUGUGAAUUUUUUUCUUUCAUUGCCAGGCGCCCACUUUAAGUCAUUAUAUUGUUGUUUCCUAUAUGUGAGUUGUUAGGCUACUUUAAUAAGGUAACUUAUUUUAUUUAGAAGUAUCUUAUAACUCCAAAGUAUAUCUUUUUAAAUUAAUGUGCACUAUACUAUAAUUGGACCUAUGACGUAUAUGCUCCAGCUUGAAAAGAAGAAUGAAUAACAUUCCCAGAAAACUUUGCCGAAGUCUAAGAUGUUGCUUACAUGCUGUACACAUGGCAAUGACUGAGACAACCGUUGGUCCAUGAUUUCGUGUGCCAAUGCCUGUCAGUCGAUGUGACGGUGUGUGAGGGUUUGUGCAGUGGGAAACUCAGUACUGUUUGGUCAAUGUAUUCCUCGUUGAGACGAUGCUCCUGGUGUAGUUUGUUGUCUUAUUUGGCGACGGGAUUGUACUAACCUUUAAGCAGUUUAUAGACCUUUGCUCAAACUCGCUAAAAAACUUUUCUGAUAACCAUACAUUAAAGAAAAGAGAACUUUCCGGUGAAUGCCUAAAUGCAGUUUAUUUCUCUUUGAUUCUGAUACCAUGUGAAGUUCGAUAAUGCGUUAAAGAGCGGGAUGAGAAGAGAGAAACUAUUUGUCUUAAGCAGUAAACUCAAUAUACGUGACUUUAUAGAUGUUAUUCGCAUAUUCUAAGGUAAGUUUCCUUACUUGCAGAAUUCCAUUACUACGAAAUAAUCUUUCCUAAUCACUAACAAUAUUUUAAAAUGUACAUCGUUCUGGACAAUGGACCCAGGCAUAUCCUUGAAAGAUUGCACAUUUGAGUAUAAUGUUUUGAUGGAUCUCUCUUCUAUUUCCUUGUUUUACUUUGUUGGAAUUCAUAUCUUUCAAUAUGCAUAUAUUCUUGAAUUCUGUCUCAAAGCAGCCAUAAAUUCAAAAUUAAAUGUUGGAGUGUUGGUUCCUGAUUUGUCCUACUUAAUUCUGCAGGGGACCUUCCCUUGUAUCCUCUCUGAAGGAUUCGUCACUUCACAGUUCUCUUCGUCAACCUGCAUUUGAUGUUAUUCAAACUAUUAUAGUCUCUGAUGCUUCUGCUCUGAUAACUUCAAUUCUGAAGUAUCAACUUGCUACUAGUGCCGAAAGAUGCUUGCCAUUCCAGCUUGAUGAAGAAGAGGGCCAAGGAAAUAUGUUUGGUUGUGAUUUUGAAGAAAAUGAUGUCAGUUGUUGGAACGAAUUUAGUUCUCAAGCUGAUAUAACAUCAGAUCUCUGUGGGGAUUGGAUGUGCAUCCCAAUGUUGUGGUUUGAGAUUUUAGUUGAAAUUGAUCCGUCGAUUCUUCCAAUAUCAUUUGCUAAGGCUGUUUUCUGGGCUUUGUCACGCCUUUCUUUACUAGAAUCUGAUAAUGACUCGGAUAUGACACCUUCAGUUGGUCACUGGUUGAGAACCUGUGGUUCAGAUAUCUCUCAUGUUUUCAAUUGGAAGGUUCCAUCUGGUUCAAAUGAUGGUGGCGAGGGAGUGGAAUCUAAAAACUCCAUUAAGGUCUCAACAAAGUGUAUACCUCUAAUUAGGCUUUUCAAGAGGUCAACUGCUCAUUUCAUCAUCAGAAUGGAGCAAGGGGAGCUAAGGAAGCAGUGGACAUGGGAGCCCAUGAUUAGUGACAGUUUGAUUCUUCUGCUUGUGGAUCCCAACGACAAUGCUAGACAUGUUGGUCGGUGUAUUCUUGAACAACUUUCAAAUACACGAGGCCUAACUAGUGGACUGCAGUUUCUUUGCUCCAGCCCAUCAUCACUCGUAGCUACCUUUACAGGGAUAAGACAUGCUCUAAAGCUGGUUCAGUUGGACUGCGUUCUAUCAGAAUUUCAGACUUUGCAUCAUUUCUUUUUUGUUAUGUGCAAACUAAUAAAAGAAGGGAAUUCAUGUAGCCAACCUCUAGUCGGAAAAUCUUGUGAGGACGUUGGUAUCUCGAAGUUUUCUUCUCAAGGGGGAUUCUUAAAGCAGCCAGUGCUUCAAGCUCAAAAUGAGCACAUGGAUGCACAUAACGCAGUUGUCAGUUCCAUUUUAUGGGAGAAAUUUUGUUGCUUACUCUCAGAAAUGGCUUGGAUUUCGGUCCAGAAGUGCUUGGCAGCUGGGAAGGUUUUUAUAGGUCAAAAAUCAUCUCAGAUGACCUGCAUCAGAUUAUUAGAGACCCUUCCUGUUGUUUUUGGAAGGCUUUGCCGAGAACCGACUGCAGUCCUUAAUAAUGCAGUGACGCAAUGUCUUCGGGAUCUGAUAGAUUGGGGUCAUUCACCACUUCCAGUAGUGGUCAGAUAUUGGAAAGAUGCUUUAAUUUCAUUGUUGAUUUUGAUUAAAGAAUCAUGCUGUGGUGUCCCUGCUUCAUUAGCUGCAGAUUUUGAGAAACUUAUUUCAUGUGAUAAUAUUCCAAUGAAUGAGAUGACCAAGCAAGUUGCUCAGCUUUCUGUUUCACUUGUGGAUGGGAGUUACACUGACUUGAAAAAAACUAAUGUUGAUUCCAAAUGUUUGCCUGGGGAAGAAUUUAUUCUUGCCGACAACUCUGCCAAGCCUUUUAGUAGGAUGGGUAAAAGAAUGCAUGUUCCAGACUCAAAAAGAUUUGUGGAUAAGGAAAUAAGUAAUUUGAUAGUUCAUUCAGGUGAUGAUAGAGAAACAGAUGCUUCUGUUGGUGCAGAUAUCAAUUCUUGUGUCAACUUUGAUCCUAAACUUGUUGGCCAUAUUGCUGGGAAAGUUGUGUAUUCUGAUCCUGUGAAAGAAAUUGACUCCAGGAAGAUUUCUCAGCCAGUUGAUCUUUGUCUGGAUCUGGAUAUCCCAAGAUUUGAAUUAAAUGCAGUACAGGCGGGAAAGGAUUCGCCUCUUGUCAAUUCAAAAGCUAUGGAGCCUAAGAGCGAGGAAACUGAUAUCAAGUGCCGUUUAAAUUAUUUAAAUCUGAAUUCCAAAGAAAAUAGUUCUCUCACCUCUGAGCUUCAUUCUUCUCUUGGGAGCUCAUCUUAUGGAGGUGCAAGUACGAAAGAGAAUGAUGGGGAAUGGGUUAUAAAAACUAAUGAUGCAGUCUUGAAAGAGCUCGUAAGCGAAAAUAGAGGUGAUCAGGAGUCGGCUUUCCUCGUUUCAGCUAGACGUCAACGAUCAUUCUCCAUAAAAACAAGUCUCUCUGGUCCGAAAAGGAAAGUCAUUCAACUCAGCUUACCGGUUGAAAAUCGGUCUAACGCUUUGAGAUUGGAUGAUGGAGUAAAAAGAUUUAAAACUGUGAGGCUUGAUGAUUGGUAUAGACCUAUUCUAGAGUUCAAUUACUUCUCAACAGUUGGUUUGACAAGUGCAGGCGAAGGAAAUAAUGAUAGUUUGAGUAAAUUAAAGGAGGUUCCUGUUUGUUUCCAAUCUGUUGAUGAAUAUGUUGAAAUUUUUCGUCCUCUCAUAUUGGAGGAGUUCAAGGCACAACUGCAGAGUUCCUUUCAGGAGAUGACUUCUCCAGAAGAGAUGUCUUGCGGCAGUCUUUCUGUAAUGUCAGUCGAAAGAAUUGAUGAUUUUCACUUUAUUCGCUGUGUUCACGAGGAUGUUGAUUCAUCUGGUUCUAAAAGCUGCUCAGACAAUGAUCUUAUUUUGCUUACAAGACAGCCUCUGAGGAAUUCUUGUCCUGAUAUUCACAUGGUUGGAAAGGUGAAGUGUGCUUCUUGAGUAGAAUUUUAUCAUGCUGUGAUUAGUUAUUGGUCGAUGUUUAAAUUAGAGAAAA
Capsicum annuum is the source of this 3939-nucleotide messenger RNA. RefSeq lists its product as uncharacterized. Lineage: Eukaryota; Viridiplantae; Streptophyta; Magnoliopsida; Solanales; Solanaceae. The record is from RefSeq and is a predicted model, not a curated record. The transcript is spliced from 6 exons. Bases 1392 to 3884 code for a protein of 830 amino acids.